Molecule: messenger RNA, 749 nt
Organism: Clarias gariepinus (North African catfish)
Lineage: Eukaryota; Metazoa; Chordata; Actinopteri; Siluriformes; Clariidae
Exons: 5
Coding region: 144-749 (201 amino acids)
Biological process (GO): positive regulation of T cell proliferation; cell surface receptor signaling pathway; cellular response to lipopolysaccharide
Cellular component (GO): external side of plasma membrane
Source: RefSeq, a predicted model, not a curated record
CCUCGAGGCUUCAAAAAAUUCCCCUUCUUUUUUCCUGAAAUUGAAACUAAAUUUCCCUGAAUCCCGGAUCCGCCCGUCUCUAAGUAGACGAGUAACUGUCACUGGACUCUGUUAGUGAAUCUCCGCCACUAAUCGGAACCUGGAUGCUGGAGCGCGAAUAUCUAACGUCCGACUUCACCGAGAAUUUGUACACACACUCCUCCAGACGUUAUCAGGACAUCAUGACCUCCUUUAUUUCCCUUUACAUCGUAUUGAGUACUGUAUGUGUGAACCUCCUCUCUGCAGUGCCUGAGUUCAAUGUAUCUGGCCCAGUGGGUUCCACAGCUGUGCUGCCGUGUCAACUGACGAGUGGAGACAUUAACAUACUGUAUAUUAGAUGGGAAAUUAAAGUCAAGACUCAAUACCAGACUGUGUUUGAGCGAGUGGGGGAGGAGUCCACUCAGGAUAAGGGAUAUGAGGGUCGUGUGGACGUUCCUGUGGAGGAGCUGCGUAAGGGGAACUGUUCACUGGUGUUGAGAGAUCUGAGACUGAAUGAUACAGAAAUCUACACCAGCUACCUGUUAGUGACAAACACCAAGAGAGGUCUCCCUCUCAUAAAAGAAGAAAUCAGCCAUGUUCAUCUCACAGUCCAUGAGAGAACAGAUAAACACUCAGGUUCCUCAGGUGACACGUUAUUGGUGGAUCCUCAUUGUGCCCGGCUUGAUGAUACUUGGUGGUUUUGUUUGGUGGUUUCUGAAGAGGAGAAAUGA